AUGAGUUUACAAAGAAAGUUUGUGUCUACGGAUUCAAAGAAACAUGAAUUGAAGACAUCAGCUUUCUUGAAGUCAGGCGAAGAAUUGAAUUUUCAGUUCCCGUUCGGCGGUCGUUGGAAAAAGUUUGAAUCGAAAGAAAUCGAUGGCAUUAUCGAUUUAAUUAAAGAAUUCGGUUUACCAGAUCUUCCGCCUGGUAUAACAUCUGUGCCGGGUAUGUGUGGUGUUUCACAACAUCCAAACCUAGUACAAACCACACCUGCUUAUCAUAUAUCGAAAGACGCUAUACUCACCGUACAAACAUCGCAAGCGUUUCCACAAGGUUUUCCAUCUGAUUUUUCCAUAAUAUUAGCACUUCGCAGUAAUCGUAUAAAUCAAAAGAAAGCACCUAUAUUUACAAUAUACUCAGAAGAAAGUGAGGAAACACUUUCACUGAGCAUCGGUAAAGAAAUAACUAUGAGUUAUGAACAAAUCAAUGCCGGUUUUAACCAACAAAAUGAUAUAAACUUCGGUAUUGGAGUUGAUGACACUGUUUGGCAUCGUAUUGGCAUAAGUGUCAAAGGGAACUCUGCAACAUUAAUUUUGGACUGUACCAAGCAAGUUACACGUCGUUUAGAACGAUCUCCUGGUAGUACUAUAUCCACAAAUGGUCUCAUUCUAACUGGUGUUCAAAUGAAUAGCGAUGAAGGUUUCUUUAUCGGUGAUAUAGAAUUAAUGGCCAUCACAAAUUCUCCAGAUGAUGGGUAUGAUGUUUGCACAAAGCACAUGCUAUCUUGCGCGAAAAGAGUUUUAAAUAUUUCAAGAGUGGAAACAGGUUUUGAUGAUAUGCGUAGAAAUAGUCUUGAUUCAUCUUCCAUGCAAUCUUCUGCCUACACUUCUGCAUAUUCUACUAAUGAUAAAAUCAAAAGAAAUGAGCAAUUAGUUGCAAGUGCAGAGUAUGUAAGCGCUGAUAAUGAACGUUUUGGUAUUGGUGGACCAGCAUCAAACGGAUACGGUUCAAUACCGCGAACAGAAGAUUCUGAUGUCAACACAAAUAUUUAUCCUGCAAUUGGUUUUGAAGAAAACUAUGAAACUGAUGAUUACCUCAUUGACGGUGAUUAUGAUACCAUAUUUAAUGUGACUGAAGUAACAGAAGCUAAUUUGGUCGAGACAUCUAAAGAUAAAGUCGAAAAUACUAUUAACAGCGAAACGACUACCAGUAAUGAACCAGAUGGUGAAAAAGACUUGCAAGAAGUUGUUUUUACAGAAAUUAACGGUUCCAGAAGAUCUAAUGUCACUCAAAAACGCAAUGAAACAUUAUUUGAAAGCGAAUCAGUUAUAUGCUAUCCAGGCCCCAGAGGAUACACAGGUAUACCAGGACCGCAAGGUGAGCGAGGUCAGCAAGGUGAACCCGGACGAGAUGGCUUAGCUGGCGUUUCUGGUAUUCAAGGUCCUCCUGGUCAUAUUUUUGUAGUGCCGACUGCGCAAGGAGGAAAUGAAAAGGGUCCCGAUUCUCAAGCGGAAGCAUUGCUCCAACUCAUCCAACAACACAUGUUAGCUUUACGUGGCUCAGAUGGCCCAAUGGGUUUGACAGGUCUGCCUGGCCCCGCAGGUUUGAUUGGUCCCAAGGGUACUAAAGGAGAACCUGGUGAAAUUGGAGAACCGGGUUCACGAGGGCUACGAGGUCCUGCAGGGCCACCCGGUCGCGAAGGUCGUCGCGGACGUUCAGGUCGAGAUGGAGAACGUGGCAGUAUGGGACCACAAGGACCAAAGGGUGAAAUUGGCCCAAUAGGUCCAAUGGGUUUACCAGGAGAAAAAGGGCACAGGGGUAUUCCAGGGCAAAGUGGUGAAAAAGGUCAACAAGGCGUAGAAGGACAUCCCGGAGAAGAAGGUCCGCCUGGCCUACCCGGAUUACCAGGCGAACUUGGUCCACGAGGUUUCCUUGGUCCGCGCGGCUUUCCAGGUCCAGUUGGUAAUCCAGGCUUGCAAGGUAAUGAAGGUCCGCAAGGCAUCAAGGGCAGUACGGGGUCAACAGGCCUACCUGGACAACCGGGACUACAAGGUACAACAGGCAGUACUGGUGCUCCAGGACCCCAAGGGAUUUCUGGUCCCCCUGGCAUUCCAGGUCCAAGUGGUAAACCUGGCUUACCAGGGCUUCCCGGUGCUGAUGGAUCUCCUGGCGCAGCUGGUAAUCCUGGACCAACUGGUUUCAAAGGUGAUCAGGGUAUGCAAGGAAUGCAAGGUGCAGUUGGACUACCAGGUCCGCGUGGUGCUAAAGGUGACGAUGGUCUCCGUGGUCCUACUGGUGAUAAAGGUGAUAACGGCGAACGUGGAAUUGAAGGAGAAAAAGGAGAUACUGGUCCUUCUGGUGAACGUGGCACGCCAGGACAACCAGGUGUUCCAGGUCCCGAAGGUCCAGAAGGACCAAAAGGUUUCGAGGGACCUAGAGGUGAGACUGGAAUUCAGGGUCUAACUGGCGAGAAAGGAAAGCAAGGUCCACAAGGAUUUCAAGGGUACCCGGGUCCAUCAGGAGAUAAAGGUGAUAAAGGUGCAACCGGAUCAACUGGUCCAGCUGGCUUAAAGGGAGACAGAGGACAUCCUGGACUGCAAGGCGAAAGAGGAGAAAUGGGUCCAAGAGGCUUCCGCGGUUCUAGAGGUCGAAGAGGUAGUGAUGGGAGCCCGGGUCACAAAGGGGAUACUGGACAACCUGGUGCUAUUGGUCCACAAGGUGAAACUGGCCCUCAAGGUGCGGAAGGUCCAAGAGGUUUCAUUGGUAUGCCCGGUCCUCCUGGUGCAGAUGGUAGAACUGGACAAGUUGGCCUCCCGGGAGAAAGAGGACAACCGGGAGAACCAGGCAAACCAGGACCACCUGGAGAUACAGGCGUAAUUGGUCCACGUGGCUCGCCUGGUGAAUUGGGACCUAUUGGUGAACCCGGUAUACCUGGACUACCUGGACCAACUGGUGAAAUGGGGCUACCAGGAGAAGCAGGUAAGGAGGGUCUACCUGGUCCAAUGGGUUCAGCUGGUAUUCCAGGACCACAAGGUGCAACAGGGCUUCCAGGGUUUCCUGGAGAACGUGGUCAUCAAGGCCAACCAGGUUUGCCAGGACUUAAAGGAGAACAAGGAAUUAUAGGUAGUCCAGGCUUUCCUGGUGAGAAGGGUCAAAGUGGCGAACCUGGUCACAGUGGACCACAAGGUCCACCAGGAAAUGUAGGUUCACCUGGUAACCCUGGAUCACCUGGUGCUAAAGGCGAAAUUGGAGAAAAAGGUCCUGUUGGACCUGCUGGUAGGGAUGGUUUGAUGGGAUUACGUGGAUUACCUGGACCACCAGGACCAACGGGUACACCGGGUGAAGAUGGUGACAAAGGAGAAGUAGGCUUGCCUGGGGAAAAAGGCCUGAAAGGGAACCAAGGAGAAACGGGACCUAUUGGGUCUGCAGGUGCACAAGGAUCUCGCGGUGAACCUGGACCUCCAGGAUCUCCUGGUGAGAAAGGUCCACCAGGUGAGGCUGGUCAUAGAGGAAUAAAGGGUGAAGAUGGUAAAAUUGGACCAAUGGGUCCGCAAGGAAAGCCUGGAAACCAAGGACUUCCGGGUCCUGCUGGUAUUAAAGGUGAGCGUGGAGAUGAAGGAGUAAUGGGUCCAGUUGGACCACCUGGUCUACCUGGUGAACAAGGACGUAGAGGAAUAAAAGGUGUACAUGGUCAGCAAGGGAAACCUGGACCCCAAGGACCCCAAGGUAUAAUUGGUGUUGAUGGUUCGCAGGGCCCUCCAGGACCGGUAGGUGCAAUGGGUAAACAAGGAGACCGCGGAAUAAUAGGACCGAAAGGUGAGCAAGGACGAAGUGGACCUAUUGGCCCUCCUGGAAUACAAGGUAUGCAAGGACCUAUAGGACCAAAAGGAGCCAUAGGAGCUAGAGGGUUUCCAGGUGCACCGGGAAUUCCAGGAGCUAUAGGACCAAAAGGAGAUAUAGGACCAGAUGGAGAAGACGGUAAGCCUGGAGAAAUUGGGCCACCUGGUGAUGUGGGGCCUGAGGGACGAAUUGGUGAAACAGGGCCAUCUGGAAAACAGGGACCUGAAGGACCGGCCGGUCCACAGGGAACGAUAGGGCCAAUUGGAGAAAAAGGUGAUAAAGGUGGCAUAGGACCGGCUGGGCCUUUAGGAAUGAUAGGUCCACAAGGAGAACCUGGUAUACGAGGACAUCAAGGUACAAAAGGGUCUCCUGGCAUUGCUGGUGAUAUUGGAACUCCAGGUCAUAUGGGUCUACCAGGUAAAGAAGGUAAAAUAGGUGAAAUAGGACCUGCUGGGCCAAAAGGUGAUCGUGGUCGCAGAGGUCAAAAGGGACAUCGAGGUGAACUUGGGCCGGUUGGUCUAAAAGGUGAUCAAGGUGAAAAAGGUGAUCGAGGUUUUCGCGGUGUACAAGGACAAGAAGGACGACAGGGAGACAUAGGAUCCGGUGGUCCUAUAGGGCCCAAAGGAAAUGAUGGGCCACAGGGUCUAAUUGGUGUCAGUGGUUCCCCGGGUCCUAAAGGUACUGAAGGAGUUGCAGGUUUGAAAGGAGAGGCAGGACCAAUGGGUCCCCCAGGUCCACCAGGCGAACCAGCCGAAGCGCCGCUUAUACCACCAGACUUGCUCUUUCAAAUGCAACAAUUUUCUACAACGAAAGCAGAAACUAGACGAAGAAGAUAUGUGGAAGAUAAGAAUGAUUCUAAUCAACUGGAUGAUGAUGAUGAUUUUAAUGACAUAAUGGGUCUUACCAGUCCGGAACCAACGGCCGCUGAGCCACAUAAAAAAAACAAACGCCGAAAAAAGAAGAAGCCAAUUGAUUUAAAUGAAAAAUACAUGGAUAUGUAUAGUACUAUAUAUAGUAUUCGGCAAGAAAUGGAUCGCAUGCGUAAACCGGCCGGCACUCAAGAUAAUCCGGUUCGUACUUGUAGAGAUCUACACUAUGCUCAUCCACAUUUUGAUGAUGGGUGGUAUUGGAUAGAUCCAAAUGCUGGUAUGCCAGAUGACUCUAUAUACGUUUACUGCAACAUGACCGCGAAAGGAGAAACCUGUAUUUAUCCUGAUGCUCAUACCAGUGAAAUGCCAGUGCUGCCUAAACGAAAAUUUAGUAAUGAAUGGUUCUCAGAGCACAGUGGUGGAUUUAAAAUAACAUACGAUGGUGUCGGAACAGUUCAGUUAAAUUUCUUACGUUUAUUAUCUGAAGAGGCUUAUCAGAAUUUUACGUAUUCCUGUGUAAAUUCGGUAGCUUGGUUUAGCAGUUCUCAUAACGAUUAUAGACAAGCAAUUAAGUUUUUGGGUGAUAAUGAGAUGGAAAUUUCAAAGGGGGGAUUAGUUGCACCGGAGGUUAUUUUUGAUCAAUGCCAGAGUCCUCAAACUGAUGGAAAAACUGUGUUGAGCGUACGAACGAAGAGAGUAAACUUUUUACCAUUGAUUGACUUUUUGCCUUUGGAUUAUGGAAAUGCAGAUCAAGCUUUUGGAUUUAAGUUUGGACCAAUAUGUUUUAAGUAAUAUUUAGCAGAAAAGUGUUGUAAGAA
Messenger RNA from Teleopsis dalmanni, 5513 nucleotides. Its product is annotated as collagen alpha-1(I) chain-like. NCBI's taxonomy places the organism in Eukaryota, Metazoa, Arthropoda, Insecta, Diptera, Diopsidae. Gene Ontology annotation, molecular function: extracellular matrix structural constituent. The record is from RefSeq and is a predicted model, not a curated record. Bases 1 to 5487 code for a protein of 1828 amino acids. The transcript is spliced from 11 exons.